AUGCAAUUCUCUAAGACCACUGCCAUUGCCUCUAUUGUUGCCCUUAUGAGCGCUCAAUCCGUUGCUGCUGACGAGUACAACACCUCUCCAGUCACUGUUUUGACUAACGAUGGUACUACCCAAACCAUCUGGUGGGUUCCAUCUACCAGUGACACUUGGUGGACUCCAGAAUGGUGGAGUGACUAUACCGCUGCUGGUGGUAAACUUGCUACCCACACCGGCUCUUCCACCUGGACCACUGUCAGUACUUACACUACCACCAGUGAUGGUAAGACUUACACUACUUCUACUACAUACACCACAACUGGUACUGAUUCAACCACCUCUACCUCCAGUACAUAUCCAGGAACCACCACCACUGGGUCUGUGAGAACCACUAAGAUCGAUGGUACCAGUACUACUAUCACUCCAACUAUCGACAUUUUCACCACCACCGAUAAAAAGGGCUCCGCUACCACCACCACCAGUACUCUCUCUUCUUCCACUAAUGGUGCCGCUAAGGUUUUAAACUACAACAGAGACGGGAACUUCUUGCAAACUGUUGCUGUUGCUGGUGGUUUGUUUGGCUUGGGUGUUACUCUCUUGACUUUGUAA
Molecule: messenger RNA, 594 nt
Organism: Saccharomycopsis crataegensis
Lineage: Eukaryota; Fungi; Ascomycota; Saccharomycetes; Ascoideales; Saccharomycopsidaceae
Exons: 1
Coding region: 1-594 (197 amino acids)
Source: RefSeq, a predicted model, not a curated record